AUCGAGAAUAUGACAUCCUAUCAUUUAAUCAAUAAAGUAGUAGCAGGUGAGGAUUGUGUUAACUUUAUCUAUCAAUAUGUAGGGGAUAGCAAUCGCACAGUUAAAGAGUAUAACGAUAUAAAUACUUGGAGCAUAAUGAAAACUUAUGAAAGGAUCAUCGGACCACCUACCAAUUUUCCUAAUUAUGGAGAUUUUUUAAAAACAUUUGUCAUGAGAACUAAUGGUUUCGACAUCUCGACAUCUCCAUGGCAGAAACCUCUAACAGGUUCAUAUUACAAUAAACCACAAGAUAAUAGCCACAUGUAUUGUAAUUAUCUUGAUCUCGAGUUUCAUGAAGCCGUAUAUCCAGUCAGAGUCUCUAUAUAUGAAGUAUAUAAUCCUGGGUAUGUAACCAAAAUUUGGGCUCAAGGUAAACAACAUUAUCCAGAUGACAUAACUCUUACUAAGAAGAAACAAUGGGAGAACAACCAAUGGUUUCUAUUAUGGGGUGGACCACCUCAGAAUGCAGUUCCUAUGACAUCGCGGAUAUUUUCGCCGCCUCUAAGUUUCUGUGACUUCAAAAUCAAAAAACUCAGACUACAAUUUAUGUACAGCCAUUGGAACUAUUCCACACACCUAGAUGCUGUAGAGCUAAUUGGCACGUCAAAAUUAGUCCUACCUAAAAGUCCUAAACUGAAUUUGACUAAUCUGUUAAAAAAUAUUAACUGCAAGUAUCCUUGCCAUGGGGACAGCCAUAAUUUAACACCUGAUCGUGAAGCUGCACAUUUGGAUAUAGUUCAUCUGCAAGAAAAUUUCUCAAAAUAUUGCGUUAUUUGUAAAAGCAAUAUAGCAAAGAGUUUUAACAAGAGCAAGUUCGGGCACAAGCAAAUGUCACAGGAAAUAGAUGUGGCACGUUCUGAGCAAAGAUAUAGGAACCCAUUUAUUAAAAGCAUUUAUAGGAACUAUUCAUUACAACAUCCACAUUUAUUACAUCAUCCAAAUUAUGCAAAGUUAAUAAAAGAUAUCGAACUCUGCUCGAAUAAAUCCAAAGAGCAAUCAAUAUGUAGCAGUUUUUCUACGCUUUCUGAUGAAAUAGUACUGAUAAUAUUGAAAAACUUGGAUAUGAGGUCGUUGUGCCGUUUGAGCCAAAUCUGACAUCAAGCAACAUUCCUGUUGGGCACUUCAAAAAAUUUGUCAACAUUUGCGGCAAGGGUUUAACG
Messenger RNA from Temnothorax curvispinosus, 1199 nucleotides. RefSeq names its product F-box/LRR-repeat protein 4-like. The annotation marks the transcript as partial. The transcript has 6 exons. NCBI's taxonomy places the organism in Eukaryota, Metazoa, Arthropoda, Insecta, Hymenoptera, Formicidae. The record is from RefSeq and is a predicted model, not a curated record. Gene Ontology annotation, molecular function: protein binding.